AUGGGGGUGUCAAAGCAAUGGUUCCUUCCUGCAGUGAGGGGGGACAUCCCAUCCGGAUGCGCCGCCCAUGGAUUUGUCUGCGAAGGCACCCGGAUCCUGGUCUUUGGUGGGAUGGUUGAGUAUGGGAAGUACACAAACAGCCUCUAUGAACUUCAGGCCAGCCGCUGGCUCUGGAAGAAGCUGAAGCCGAGAGCGCCCAGAAACGCCUCCCUUCCGUGCCCUCGGAUCGGACACAGCUUCACGCUGGUGGGGAGCAAGUGUUACCUGUUUGGGGGCUUGGCCAACGACAGCGAGGAUCCUAAUGGCAACAUACCAAGGUACCUGGAUGAUUUCUAUGAGUUGGAGCUCCAGCCACUGACGGGAGCGAAGGGCUGGAACGUUCCUGACACUAAGGGCGGCGGCCCCUCUGCACGAGAGUCACACACUUGUGUUUCCUACGCUGGGGUUGGUUCUCCGAAGCUGUACGUGUUCGGCGGGAUGCAAGGAAGCCGACUGAAUGACCUGUGGCAGCUGGAUCUCACAUCCAUGGUUUGGUCCACGGCUGAAACGAGCGGCUGCACUCCUGUUCCCAGAAGUCUUCACUCCGCUAACGUCAUCGGAAACAAGAUGUAUGUUUUCGGGGGCUGGGUUCCUGUUCCGGAAUCAGACCAACACAUUUCUGCAGGAAAAGAAUGGAUCUGCUCCAAUUCAUUGGACUCUCUUAACUUAGACACGAUGUGCUGGGAGAGCCUCUGCCCGGAGCAGCAGGAUGACAUCGAGUCCCAGCUGCAGAACCAGGGGCCGCAGAUUGACGAUCCCUAUGCCUGUUGGCCCAGAGCCAGAGCCGGCCACUGCUCCGCCUCCGUCGGCUCCAGGCUUUACAUCUGGAGCGGCCGCGACGGGUACCGCAAGAGCUGGAACUACCAGGUGUGCUGCAAAGACCUGUGGUACCUGGAGACAGAUCGACCCGGCACGCCUGAAGGAGUGAUGCUGAUCAAAUCCACGGUCAGCGUGCUUCAUGUGGCGUGGCGCCCCCUGGCUGCCGCAGACUGCUACAUCCUACAGAUCCAGCCGGUGGUCAGGCCUCCGGCCACCACAGCGGCUGAGCCGACUGGAACAGAUGGGCAGAUCGGGAAGGAUAAACCUGCUGAAGGCACCCAGUCCCUUCAGGAUCAAAGUGAGCUCACAACGGGUCCAGAACAGAAAGCAUCUGUCCAGGACGCAUCGGUUGAACCAGACGAAACCAAAGCAGGGGAGGAGAGUUCUGGGAGAGGGAUGGAGGAGUCCGAAAAUUGCGCUGGACUGGCGGUGGAAGAUGGCGGCUCAUCACAGCUGACAGACAAACAAACAGCUUCAGCCUGCAAAACGGGGGAUCUGAGCUCCGAUCAGGUUAAGGAGAACCAAGAUGGCUCCACGUGGUUUGAUGUUGGCGUGUUUAAGACGCUCUACUGUGAGGUCAGCCACUACUUCCUGCCUGCUGAGGACGAGCAGGCCUUUCACCAGAGGAAGCUUCCGGGGCCUCAGGACUACCAGGGCAGGGAGAAGCAGGAACUGAGUCCAGGUCAGAUGUACAGGUUCAGAGUCGCAGGGAUCAACUGCUUCGCUCAGGGAGACUUCAGCCCCGCCAGCGAGUUUAAGACGUGCCAGCCUGGCUUUCCUGGAGCGCCCGCCGCCGUCAAGAUCUCCAAGGUCAAUGAUUCGGUCCAGAUCACCUGGGAGCCCCCCUCGUCUCCGUCGGGUCGGAUCCUGGAGUACUCCAUGUACCUGGCGGUGAGGAAGAGCCGCUCCAGCUCAGAGCGGCCGGGACAGAUGGCCUUCAUCAGAAUAUACCGCGGUACCAAGACGUCUUGUUUGGUUGGCUCCUCCCACCUGGAGAACGCUCACAUCGACAGCUCUUCGUCCUGUCGGCCUGCCGUCGUCUUCCGCAUUGCUGCGAAGAACGAACAGGGCUACGGGCCGGCGACGCAGAUCCGCUGGAUCCAAGAUCCCAUCACACUGCGAGCCUCUGCAUCCAAAACAGACUGCAGUGCGGAGGCUGACCCGGAUGCAGCUGACAGCUCCAGCUGAGAACGUUCUGGAAGAGCCACAUGAAAAAGCUUCACUCAGGAAGUUGAACGGAGCAUUUCCUAAACAUCUCUCCUAAUUUAUUAUUAUUUUUUUCUGGUUAAGUUGUAAAUAGAUUCACCAACAGAUUUUACUUCCAGCUGUUUUAUUAAGUAAUCUAGAAUAUGAAGAAAUUGUCAGUUGUCUUAUUUUUUGUUAUAAACAUUUAACAAUCAAUCAAAAAAAUAUUUAUAUGACUGAAGUUUCCCAAAAGUUGGAGAAUAUUUUACCCUAAACCCAGUUUUAGAGUUUUUCUAUGAAAUCUAGAGAGAACAGAGUUCGUGUUUUGAUUCAUAACAGUUUUAGUGUCAUAACCAUUUUUUUGUGUUUUUCUGUUUUCUCAUGUAAAAACUGAACGUCUGACUUAGACAUCAGCUCUGGUGGACUAUUUAACAUUUUUUAUGUGAAGCAGCCUUUUAUCUUUAAACUUAACACAGAUUUUACUCCAGAAAACUUUUAAUACGGGCUUUUGUGUAAAAAGGCACAUUGUAGGGGGUCAGACUAUUUUAUUUUAUUUUUAUUUUUUUUAUUGUAUACAAAUUGAUUAAACAAACAAACCAAUUUUAAUUUGGGGCCCAAAAUCUACUUGAAACUAUUUAUGAAAAAAGGUAUGGAAGUAAUAGUAAAUUUAAUUCCCUACCUCACCCGUUACUUUUGGUGGUUUUGAUCAUUGUGCAGCACUUCCACACAGCUAUGCUUAAUCCAGGAAGUAGGGGAUCAUUGUAACUGGCUCAGUUCGUAGCGGUAAUAAAAAAAGCUAACUGGAGCAUCUUAAUUACUGUUCUUCAUUAAAGUUUAUACUAAAUAUUUGUUUUCUUUUUAUUUAAACCUAUUGAAAAAAGUCAAAUUUACAAUAAAUGAAAUUCCAAAUUGGAAGUUAGAAGUGAAGCUCCCCCUACUGGCCUGGAGGAUCCAAACAGCUCUUUGUUUUGUCUCAAUCUAUCUGCGUUAUUUGAAUAAAGGGGUGGGCUAGAUGUUUUGCAAAAAAGCAAAGCUGUCAGAUUAUCAUUGGUGACAGUUUAUUUGAAAUAACCUCAAACUAACUUGUAUUUUUUUUUUAUUUUUUUUUUUAUUUAGUCAUAAGGUGCUUCCUGUUAGGAUUCCUUA
Messenger RNA from Cyprinodon variegatus (sheepshead minnow), 3189 nucleotides. RefSeq names its product host cell factor C2 (gene hcfc2). Gene Ontology annotation, molecular function: protein binding; transcription coactivator activity. Gene Ontology annotation, biological process: chromatin remodeling; regulation of DNA-templated transcription. Lineage: Eukaryota; Metazoa; Chordata; Actinopteri; Cyprinodontiformes; Cyprinodontidae. The coding region runs from base 1 to 2046 and encodes 681 amino acids. The record is from RefSeq and is a predicted model, not a curated record. The transcript has 17 exons. Gene Ontology annotation, cellular component: histone methyltransferase complex.